Messenger RNA from Ogataea philodendri, 672 nucleotides. RefSeq lists its product as uncharacterized. The record is from RefSeq and is a predicted model, not a curated record. Lineage: Eukaryota; Fungi; Ascomycota; Pichiomycetes; Pichiales; Pichiaceae. Bases 1 to 672 code for a protein of 223 amino acids. The transcript is spliced from 2 exons.
AUGGGCAAGGAGGUCUUGUUGCCAGACAGUGGCUCGGGCUUCUCUUCGAGCUCGAAGCUGCGCGAUGUGUUGAUCGACUCGGACUCGCUUGCGUCGGAGGUGAGAGUGAGCUCGCUCUCUGUGAUUGGCACGUUCGACGAGUCCGGGUUGCUUCUGGUGUUGAUGAUCUCUGACAGCUGCGACAUGGCAGACGAGCCGCGGUGGUUGGGCAUUAUGAGCGAGUCUGCGUCCACGUUGUGUUUUGUUUCCGACUCUGUUGUGCCAGACUCGAUUGACAGCGCGAUCGAGUUGCGCGUCCCCCUUUGCGCACCGCGCGGGAAACCCGGUGACUCGGACAGCAGGUACGAGGGGUCUGUUUGGCUGGAGGACGAGUUCGACGACGAGUCCGACUCGGACGGCGUCAUCAGGCCCUUGAGCGAUUGCACGUAUAGCGAUUGCUUUGGUUUUGGCGAGGCCAGGCCGGUCAGCCUGAACACGUCCGAGAUCUUCUUGCGGAUCCGGUUGCCAAUCCCCACCACGGCCUCGUCCACCUCCUUGGUGCUGACGGCGAUCUUCAUCUCGUUGUUCCAGUUGGACACGUACUUUCUGGUCUGUGCUCGCGACAGACCUUCCAGGAAGAACGGGUGCUCUUUGAUCUGGGCGAUCUCGAUCCGGUGGUCGGGGUUUUUUUGA